AUGAAUAUGUUGGAUGAUGAAGAUGACCAAAGCUUUCACGCUACGCGUGACGGCUACUCCCAUUUGAGCGAUGUCGAAUGGGAUGCGGUUGAACGAAUGGGUUCGACCAUGGGCAUCCAUGCUGUUAGCGUCAUGCUAGAGGCUCUCAAUAGAGAUGCCCAACAUGCUACUAUCGCCAAGUUCGUUCAAAAUGAACUUGACGCUGAACGCGAGAAAGUAGCCUUGCUUCACCAACAAGGUUCUCAACAAGCAGAGUUGUUGAGAGAACAGGGUGCUCAACAGUUUGAACUGUUGAGACAGCAGCAGGCUGCUGCUGGUGGGUCGAUGCACUCGCGUCGACCCUAG
This is a messenger RNA of Peronospora matthiolae, 345 nucleotides long. The record is from the annotation of a GenBank genome assembly. NCBI's taxonomy places the organism in Eukaryota, Oomycota, Peronosporomycetes, Peronosporales, Peronosporaceae.